GGUCCUGGCGCUGGGGAAAACGCGCCAAGUUCCCCGUGGUGGGGAGCGCGGGAGCGGGGUGUCCUGCUGUCUCCAUAGCAACUGGGCGGGGGUGCGCGGCCGCUUGCGGGGCUCCGCGAGGAUGUAGCGGGCGCCACCCGCCUUGCCCCGCCAGCCAGGGAAGAUGCCCGGGGUGCUGCCCAGCGAGAGCAGCGGGCCGGCAAGAGGGAGCCCGUCUAAGAAGAACCGGCUGUCCCUGAAGCUCUUCCAAAAAAAGGAGGCGAAAAGAGCCCUGGACUUCACGGAGGCGCCACCAGACAAUGAGCAUGCAGGGUGCGAGUACAGCCGGGGCACAGAAAUUGAUCAGGUUGUUCCUGCAGCACAACCACCUUCACCCAUUAGCUGUGAGAAAAAAGACAACAUGUUGCCUUUUGUGGGGCUGAAUAAUCUUGGCAACACUUGUUAUCUUAACAGCAUACUUCAGGUGUUAUAUUUUUGCCCUGGCUUUAAAACUGGAGUGAAACAUUUAUUUAAUAUUGUUUCAAAGAAGAAAGAAAUUUUAAAGGAUGAAGGAGAGCAAAAAUCAGAAAAGGGAAAUUGUAAAGAUGAUUCAAGGGCAAGUUGUGAACUGAUCUGCAGUUUGCACUCCUUGAUUCUUUCAGUUGAACAGCUUCAGGCCAGCUUUCUCUUAAAUCCAGAAAAAUACACGGAUGAACUUGCUACUCAGCCAAGAAGGCUACUAAAUACACUUAGAGAGCUGAACCCUAUGUAUGAAGGGUACUUGCAACAUGAUGCCCAGGAAGUAUUGCAGUGCAUCUUAGGUAACAUCCAGGAAACAUGUCAGCGUUUGAAGAAGGAAGAGUUGAAAAAUAUGCCACUGGAAGAGUCUGUAGCACAACUGGAGGAAAAGCCUAAUCAGAGUGUUGAAAGCAAUGGCACGAACAGCCCUGGUGAGGAUGAUGACAAUACGCCAAGUGCUCACAUUGCAGAGGAAUAUGAGGACAAGCUACUCAAAGGAAAUGGGAAAAGAAAAAGUGAAACUGAGGGUGGGAAUGCAAAGAAAAAAUCUAAAGUAUCAAAGGAGCAAAAUUCAGUAGAGGAAAAUCAGAGACAAACCAGGUCAAAGAGGAAAGCAACAGGGGAAAAACUAGAACCCCAAACAGAUGCCAUUGCUAAGUGCUGUGUUGAAAAUGAGACUGCAAAGCCAACCCAGAAGAAGUCACGAGUUAAAAUAAACUGGUUAAAAUCUUCAGGAAAACAGCCCAGCAUUCUGUCCAAAUUCUGCACUUUGGGAAAGUUAACAACAAACUUGGCAUCCAAAGACCAGAUGAAAGAAACUGAUGUUGGUGGACUUAAAGAGGCAUCUGUGAGGUGUGAAAAUGGUAACAAUAUAAAAGAAGAAUAUUGUGAGCCUGUCUCUCUGGAAAGUGCUGGUCAAAAAGGGACUGAGAAAGCAAUAAAAAGUGAAGGUGCAGAGCUAGCUGUUUAUGAACUAGUGGAGAAACUCUUCCAGGGUCAACUGGUGUUGAGAACACGAUGUUUGGAGUGUGAAUGCUUUACUGAGAGAAGAGAAGACUUUCAGGACAUAAGUGUGCCCGUGCAAGAAGAUGAACUUUCUAAAACCGAUGAGAGUUCUGAAAUUUCUCCAGAGCCAAAAACAGAAAUGAAGACCCUAAAAUGGGCAAUUUCACAGUUUGCAUCAGUGGAGAGGAUUGUGGGAGAGGAUAAAUAUUUCUGUGAGAACUGCCAUCAUUACACAGAAGCAGAACGCAGCCUUCUAUUUGAUAAAAUGCCUGAAGUAAUAACAAUUCAUUUGAAGUGCUUUGCUGCUAGUGGCUUAGAGUUUGAUUGUUAUGGUGGACUGUCCAAGAUAAAUACUCCUUUACUGACACCUCUUAAAUUGUCACUAGAAGAAUGGAGCACAAAACCAACCAACGAUACCUAUGGAUUAUUUGCAGUAGUAAUGCACAGUGGCAUUACAAUCAGCAGCGGACACUAUACAGCUUCUGUUAAAAUUACAGAUCUUAAUAGUCUGGAAUUAGACAAAGGCAAUUUCUUCAUCAACCAAAUGCACGAAAUGAUUAAGCCAGAACCACUGAAUGAGGAAGAAGCAAGAGCUGUUGCUGAAGAUUAUGACGAUGGUGAAGUCUCCUUUAGAGUCAAUGGAAAUGCCCAGCCAAGUAAAGUUUUAAACAAAAAGAACAUAGAAGCAGUUGGACUUCUUGGGGGACAAAAAAGUAAGACUGAUUGUGACCUGUAUAGCAACAAACCCACUAACCCAGAGAAGCUCGUCAGUACAGUUGCUGAAAACAGAAAUCCUGGGUCUGCCAGUACCAAUGGGAUCUUGGAUCUAGAUAGAAAUAAUGAACGUGGUGAUCAAAAUGGAACUGCUUUCAGUGGACUGGAAAGCAAAACUUUGUAUGCAUUACAAAGCCUAAAAGAAUAUGAGGGAAAGUGGCUGCUUUUUGAUGAUUCUGAAGUCAAGGUUACAGAGGAAAAAGACUUUCUGAAUACUCUCUCUCCUACUUCAUCAUCCACAUCAACUCCUUACUUACUGUUUUAUAAGAAAAUUGUAGAGUAAUAAUGUAUUUUGCCUAUGUAAAUAUUAGAGAUUUGCAUACUCCUAUUGAUAUGAUUUGCAUCAAGACUACCUUCAAGUAACAGCUAGGGUUUUUUUUAUUCCUUUUGUUUUGUUUUAGCUACUGGAUGACAUUUAUUUUUGGUCUCUUAGUUCUGUUUUGAGUGGGACAAUUUGAGUUAACAAAACAUGUCACAGAACUUCAACUCUCCCUUACAUGCUGGUGGCUAGUGCUACUGCCUUUUAGGCAUACAGGUUUGUAUAGUUCUUAAAGUCCAAAAUACAUGGUACUGGUUUUAGAACAACUCUGGUUCCCAGACAUUUCUUGUAUUAGCCUUUUUCCCCUCCUAAAUAAAAGUUAUUUGUAUUCACAUUCUGGAGUAAAUUUAUAUUAACUAGAGAAACUCAUCAAAAUCAGUAUUUUUAUAACUUGAGAAGCAAUAUUUCGUAUAUAGUCUUUGGGGUAUAUGUAUAUGGCACAUACAGCAUAGCUAUGGCUUCCUGAUGACACCCUUCUCUUGCUCAGAGAAAUUCAAAGCACAAAAAUAGAGGUCCUGCCACCUCAUUUAGUGUGUUGGAAGGAGUGAUAUGUUAUUUUAAAGCUGAACUUAACAAUAGAUAUGUUUGGACUAACUUGUAUUUUACUGCAUAGGUUUAAAGUAGAUUGUGUAAAUAUGUGCAAUUUAAUACUGUAAUGAGGGAAGCCAUUUAAAUUGCUCAUCUGUGUGCAGUGUAAUAAAAUAUUUUGUACUUUUUAAA
This is a messenger RNA of Gavialis gangeticus (Gharial), 3316 nucleotides long. RefSeq names its product ubiquitin specific peptidase 1 (gene USP1). Gene Ontology annotation, cellular component: nucleus; cytosol. The record is from RefSeq and is a predicted model, not a curated record. Gene Ontology annotation, molecular function: cysteine-type endopeptidase activity; cysteine-type deubiquitinase activity. The transcript is spliced from 9 exons. Gene Ontology annotation, biological process: protein deubiquitination; regulation of DNA repair. The coding region runs from base 164 to 2560 and encodes 798 amino acids. Lineage: Eukaryota; Metazoa; Chordata; Crocodylia; Gavialidae.